AUGUACCGUCGGGGUGAACCUCCAAAAGGGCCGCCGCCGUUCGGACCUGCACCACACCAUGGCCCACCGUACAGACGCGGCGGGCCUUGUGGUGGUCCUCCUCCCAGACACUUCCCCCCUGGACCGUGUGGACCAUUUUCGGUACCCCCACCGGAUUUUCUUCACAGCAGACCACUGGGGCAUUUGAUCAGUGUAGGUACCCAAACGUUGACGAUAAGGAGCUCGCUAAGUUAGUGUGCUAACAGGAUGUGGUUUGCAUGAGGGCUUGUUAGCAUGAUGCUAAUAGAGCAGACAGUUAAAUGAUAUACACACUCAUGAAGGGGCCUGCUAUAAUUAGAUCUCAAACUCUGCAUUAUGAGGGUGUAUUUAGUCACACACACAACAGGUACUUUUUCUACUGGAAAGACCAACGCUUUAUGAUCCGAAAGUGAUUGUACUCAUUGGUAACUUCAACCAGUUGUAAAACAAUACAGUGUUGUGUGAGAUGAUCAGGGAAAGUCUCCUAAGGGUCAUUUCAUGUCAAUUCAACCAAGAAUCGCCACUCCCGUCACAGAUUUUAAUGAAAUUUGGUGGUGUGAUUGGCCUUGAGGAGAAACUGUCAGAUCUCAAAUAUUUUUGUUCAAAGCCAUUUAAUUAGUGAGAUAGGGGCUAACGAAUUUUUGGCUAAGUAGCAUGACAUGCGUUACACAAGUGUUCAUAUCUCUAGAAGUAUGGCACAUAGAGAGCUGAUUCGGGUGUCAUUUUAAAGCUCUCCUCAAGUUCUAUCUUUUUGUUCAUAACAUUUUUUUCCCAAAUUGGAUCAGAAAAAAUUAUAAAAGACCAAAAACUUAAAUUGGAAAUAGCAAAAAACGCGCGUCCUUCAAUUUUCUUCAUAUUCACACUAAAGAAAGAUAACAUGUCCACUAGCAUCCCUGCAAGUUUCAGGAUGGGCAUUUCAUAACUUUCUGAGCAAUUAGUCAAAACAUGAUUGGACUCAUUUGCAUAAUCCCUCCCUCCCUAAAAUUAAAAAUGACCUAAAUAGCCCAUUAACCCAAGAAUUUCAUCACAUUUGAUUCAAUAUGGCCCACACAGAUAAUACCUUAGAUUGUAGUGUCAUCUUGGGUUCAAAGUGAAUGUCAUUCUUACAUACCUGUACAUCUUGAUUUAGGCCCUUAGUUUUUUUUCAGGGCAGUUGUAGCACCCUUAGUCUCUUUAUCAGAAACAGAAUAUGUGCAUCCUUUGGCAGUGACUGGAUGAACUGAUGUGAGUACAUCAUGAUAGUCAAUUGUCAGAAUGUCAGGUGGUUCAGGGAAUGUGUACGAUUUGGCUGGUCCAUGUGGAUGGAGGAAGGUAACCUGCAAUUCAUGGCUUUCUGGUAUGCUUUCUUUCACACAUGCAGGCCACCACAGGUUGUCAUAUGCCACUGUGACAUAGCCAUUUAUGGCUGAGACGCUGCUCACCGCUGGUGUUACACUAAUAUGCUCAUCCCUGUAUUCAUCAGAAGAUGAGAAUGUUUUGACUUUGACUCUCUCCUUCGAUAUCGGACAGAAGUAGUGUAAUUUCUGGGUGCCAGGAAUUGUGCGAGCAACUUCAAACCUGUCCUUCAGGAUUUGAGACUCCUGCUUGUACUGUUCAGUGCUCACAAAUUGGCAGUUGAUGUUCUUCAGCUCUGACUGUGCAAAUUCAAAAAGCUGUUGAGGGGUGGUGAUUUGGUUUUCAUAUGGUCUUUGUAGACUAGCCCUGGCUGCUAACCUUUUUAUUGUCCCUCCAAGUCCAUCAGAUGGUCCCUUACUAUGAGAGGUCGCAAAGAAAUGCCAUUCAGCUGGUAUGCCAAAGUCUUCCUCAUGGUGACACAGAUUGAUGAAGUUUUCAGAUUCUUGUACUGUGCAGCACAGCCAUCAGAAAAGUAGCAAAUCCUUCUAGGGCUCUGUCCAUUACUGUUGGUUAGGAACUGAACAAGCAGUUUUUGGUAAAGGUGAACUGCAACAGUGUCAUGAAUAUUGCAUUCUGAAAUGAUGACGAGAUUGUUAUGUACAGGUGAGUCUUGUUCAUCACUCUUGUAAUAAUAAACAAACGGAUGGAUUGUAGCCUGGAGAUUGUUCCAGUGGAAUGACUGAGAUGCAUCCUGUACUACAAAGCUAUAGUUCUCCGCGAAGUCUGCGAUGACCAGGAAGACACCAGGCUCCAGAUUACGUCUCAGACUUUGAAGGCAAGACGCUUGCUGUUUUGCAAUGAAGUCAUGGAGCAAAAGUUUACAAAGGCUGCUUUCGAAAGACUCCAUGAACUCCGGAACUGUCUGGACCCUCGUUUCUAGGUUUGACCUAUCUGUUGAUGUCCACUGUUUGUACUGAAUUUGAACAAUCAUGUCUUCUUGCAUAUUUCUUCAAGUUUCUCUCUUAGCCUGUCUGUUCCUGGACACUGCAAACAUUUGCCGAAAAAGCACUCAAUACGAGGUGGAUUGCACCGAAUAACAGCAAGACAGUGACGGUAGUGCUUGAACUCACCCUUGGUCACAGAGUCUAACUUACAUCCAGUGAACAUGAGCUUUAUAUUCUGGUGUGUUGUACACACACAAAUUGAGUGUGUCCCACUGGAACCUGCUAGAACACAUUGCCUUGGACGGAGUUCAGCAAAUUUGGAGAAUCCAACUUUGACGUCAGGAUGUAAUUCUUUAAAGAGUUCAUAUGCUUCAUGUAGGUUGCAAAGUAUGAGAUGCUUUUGCGCAUGUUGCUUUAUUCCAUCCACAGUGACAGAAAUGUAGUCUUUCAUGCCAGGCAUUAGUCUGCUCACUGAAUCGGACAAAUAGAAUGCUUGUACCAUAUCCUCAGUCAUCUUUGACAAUACUUUCCCGGACCUCGGUUAGGCAUUGCUAGAAUGCCCUCCUCUUUUACUAAUGCUUUUUCUUUCUUCACCAUGUAGUUUGUUGCACUGAACUCCUCCCUGAUUUCAGCUACUGUCCAGCUCUUAGAGAGAACAGUGAGGUCUUGUACCUUUUCACUUUUCUGUUUAGUUGAUUGGAACUUAUCCUUGAGUUGCUCAAUCAUUUCCACUCCUGCAUCCUGGAGUUUUGUUGAUGAUUUCCCUGUAGUAUAUUCCAGUCUUUUUUUCACAGUAUCACCUAUUUUCUUUGAUUUCAUCUUUAGAUACUUGUCACUCUCUCUUUUCCGUGUUAUGGUCCAUACAGGUGAUUCUCCAAUUAAUUGCAGUGACUGAUUUAAAAUGCUCAAUUCAGCCCUCUGGGAAAGAUAUUCAGAGUCUUCAGAGCAGCCAGGCUUUGGAGAAUAUUUGUCAGCAUCAAUAGUAUCAUUGCUUUCUGUGGUUGGGGAUUUUUCCUGAUCAACUGUUUCUACAUGACGUUUCAUCAUUUUCUUUCGGCAAAUGUCACAAAUCUUCUGUCCCAACCUUAAGUUUAAGUCAGGAUGAUUUGCGAUAGCUUUCCUUGUUACAGCCCUCAACCCAGCUGUUUUUGGUUUGACAUGUUCACCAAAUGGGUUGCAGCAUGAUUUUUGAUGCAAAAGGAAAGCUGUCUUUGCCUUCAGCAUGGUGUUCAUUUAUUGUACAGCUUCUUGAACUUGAUGGUGUGUGAGUGUAUGACCAACAAAGUGCUUGAUAGAUGUAGUCUGAGACUCAAUUUCUUGAUGCACUUUGGAGCAGAGGCAAAUCGGGCUCAGGAUAAAUACCCUUGAAUACUUCACAGGGAAACCAGCAACAAAAUUUCAGGGUGCAUAGGUAGAAGUUAUUUGUCAACCCUAGGAUCCAGGACAUGCAGGUAUGUCCAAAUGAUUCUCCCAUGAAGCUAAGAUCAUUCAUAUUCUGGAUAUAGGUGCAAAUGCAAAUGAAAUGCGAUGGAAAACUGAGCAAAAAUAAGCUAUUGUAGCCAUUUUUCAUGUAAAUAUGGGAUAACAUACAAAUGAAAAACUCAAAAAAAGCAUUUUACACUAUGAGGAAGUAAUAUUUUACACAAGCAGGCAAGUGGGGCUGACUCCAGAUGAGGUAAGGACUGUAUAAUGUGCCAAAUAUGGCGAUUUACAACCUAACGUACCACACAUUUUGACUGAUUACUCAAAAAGUUAUGGAAUGCCCAUCCUGAAACUUGCAGGGAUGCUAGUGGACAUGAUAGUCUUUCUUUAGUGUGAAUAUGAAGAAAAUUGAAGGACGCGCAUUUUUUGCUAUUUCCAAUUUAAGUUUUUGGUCUUUUAUAAUUUUUUUCUGAUCCACCAAAUUUCAUCAAAAUCUGUGUUGUGAGUGGCAAUUCUUGGUUGAAUUGACAUGGAAUGACCCCUAAUGCACACGAGAAACCAGUGACUAAAGAAAUUGAGAUUUCACACCAGUGAUCUCAGACAGAUCCAAACAAGAUUUUUUAGACCAUUUUUGUCUUUGACCAACUGUCUGUGAAAUCAGCAGAUGAAAGAAGACCAAGAGAGACUCUCCAUGCAGUUUGUGAUAGUAAAUCUGCCUUAAGUCAUCAAAAACUAUCACCUACAGUUAGAUAUGUCCUCUGAAUAUGUAGCCAAAUAUAUACAGUCAUGGAAAAAUAAUUAGACCACCUUUGUUUUCUUCAAUUUCUUGUUCAUUUUAAUGUCUGGUACAACUAAAGUUCGUUUGUUGGGACAAAUAUAAUGAUAACUAAAAAUAGCUCAUAAAAGUUUAAUUUAAGAGCUGAUAUUGAGCCAUUUUCCAUGGUUUUCUUAGAAACAACCAAAAUCACUGGAGUUCUUAAUCAAUAGCUAUGGCAUUGUUCUGUCAAAAACAGAGAUUUUAGGCAUUCCAUGUUUUCUCUUCUGUCUGUCGGUCACAUGAUACAGACAAGCGUCAGUACUUGAUUGGAUAACCAUUGUGUCUGAUGACUGCAGCAGCCAUGUGUCUUGGCAUGCUCUCCACCAGCUUGUGACAUAGUUCCGCUGUCACAGCAGCCCAUUCCUGUUGCAAAAUUUCUACCAAAUUUUCUUGGUUUUUUAGCUUGUGGUUCUCCAUUUUGAGUUUGAUGAUGUUCCUCAGGUUUUCAGUUGGGUUUAGAUCUGGUGAUUGAGCAGGCCAAGGCAUGGUUCAAAUGUUUUGGUUCUCCACCUAGGCUUUAAUUGACCUUACUGUGUGGCAAGGGGCAUUGUCUUUUUGGAAAAUCCAGUCAUUCAAGCCAGGAAAGAGUUUAUCAGCUGGUUCAUUCAUUUCCCCUUCACACAACUGCAUGUGCCCUGUUACACCCAUUGGUAAAAUACCUUUAGUGGUAUCAGGCAUGAAAAUGAACAAGACAAGGGUAGUCUAAUAAUUUUUUCCAUGACGGUAUGUAUGGGGCGCUGCGCCCCACUUAUAUAUGAGAACUAACUACAAGGAUUUAAGUAUAACUCCCAACUACAUCUUUGUUAAAAUGCAGAUAUGCUCAGAAACCUCAAGCUGUAUGAUGCAAUGACAAAAUUAUGCAGCAUGUAUACAAACAGAUCAAUACAACUUUUUUUUUGUUCUUUUAUGCACAACUCAGAAACAGGUUGAAGAAACUAUCAGUAUAAAAAUUAACUGUGAAGAUGAAACUUAAUAUUAAGGAUUUAGUUAAAUGUAUACUGCUUUAUGUAUGUACUGUACAUAUGUAUUCCUAAUGUGUGUUUCAGAGAAGGAAAUAGUAAUGCUAACCAAGUUUCUAAUGCAGGCCUUUCACUCUGUCAACUAGGUAAUGCUGGAGUUUUGUUCUAAAUUAGAGAGAAGGCAUUACAGCAGGUAUAGUGAAUUGAAUGCGGCAUCAAUUCCAUUAGAAAACAAUUACUAAGUCAUAAUCUACUAAUUAAUACAGGUUAACAGCUUAUCCAUCCUUGUGAACCCCAAGGAGAUAAUUAGGUAAGGACUUAAUUAAAGGACCAUUAUCAGUGUUUCUUAAUUCAAAGAUGUGCACUUGUUAGGUCUUACAUGCUUAAGGGUUAUUGGUAGGUAAGAAAUUAUUGAAAGAGGCACACAAUCACAGCUGCUGUUAGACUGUCUCAUAAAAGUCUUUUCUUUGGGGUGGGUUGGCUGAAUUGUUUUGACUACUGACACUCAGCACCAUAACCCACCUGACCCAGAGAGAGAUGGAUUACUAUUUGUAAUCUGGACCCACAACACAUGUAAAACUAACCAACAACUAAAGACCAUAUUUCCAUUUUUUUAUUAGUGAAUUUUCAUUUUUUGCUUGCGAUGCAUUUACCGUCGAAAGAAUUUCCAUUUUCCUUGUGACAUACAGUACGGUCACAUUUUUUCAAGAUGUAACAAAUCAACUGCUUGCAUCAUCUGCGUAGGUAAGUAAGUGAAGCCUUUUCUUUAUUCUGUUGUGUGAAAAUAGACAAGGUUAUUUGUGAGCUAAUUAUAUGCAUCAUUUGACAUAGAAUUAAACCUCAAUUAAACACUUACUUUUAAAGCAGAUAUCUGUGGUUAUAACUUACAAUGAACUCUAGUUUACUGUUGAGUUUACCGUAUUUGAUUUAUGCAAAUCACAUUUUAUAUCUGUUGUGACUCCUUGGUUUGACAGAGAAUAUCAUUAACAUCACAUCAAAUAUUUUGCAGCUGGAAAUAAAAACAACAACAAAAAAAAAACUUUACUGAACUGUUGGACCAAGCAGAAAGAUGUUGGCAGCACAUUUCUACUGCCUCCAAAUAAGGGAGGCUUGAAGGAUGCAGAGAAGAGAGCUCAUCAGUCAUUCACUGUGAUUUGCUGAGACACAGAGUUUUACGAGCUGGCGUUGUUUCAGCUUCCAACUUUCCUGCAGUUCCCUAGUUAACGGCAUAUAGAUACUUGACAUUUCUAUGUCUUGUUUUGUGCAUAGUUAGACAUACUUUCUGUGUAAAUAGCUGUUCUCCAUGUAUGGUUUACAGAUUUCUCUCAUGUUCUCUGUAAUCAUUUGUGAAUUUAAGUAACAUUACUAGGCCAAUGUAGGAUUUGCAAAUGUUUUUUUUUUUUUUAGUUUUACUUUUUUUGAAGAUGGUUUGAGGUGAAAGAACUCAUACAUUAUAAGUCGAGAUGAUCAUUUCUUUGAAACACGAACCUGUUCAAUCUAAAUUUCAUACUUGAGUGAACAAUCAGAUGGACUCUUCAUGCUUACUUGCAAAUUUUAGGGUCAGUUUUAAACAGCAAUUGAUGCAAAAACAUUGUUUCCUGGUUACUGAAAUUAACUAUGAAACACAAUGUUUUAAAUAUGUCAAUACAAGACCUGAAAAACCUGGAAACCCAGUGUUUAACAUGGAUCCUCUGGCAGAAAAGUGAGAGCAGCCUUUUGUGUGGAAAAUUGUAAAUGUGGAGCUAAAGUGGGGGAAGAGCCGGAGCCUGAACUGAUGAUAAAAAGUGAAAAGGUUGCUGGAAGUCAAAACCCAGAGAAGAAACUGGAUCCUGACAGCUGUUUCAGCGUAAAACCCUCUUUAAGAGUCUGUUUGUGACUGCUGCGUUAGAAUUGAACAGAAAUCUGACUGUGGUGAAUUAUGAAAUAUACACUCACUGUUAGAUUAGUUUUAUAACAGCCGGAAUAAAUAUGUGUGUUGCUCAAGUUGAAUGACAUUAAAGGUCCAGUAAAGCUAGGUAUUGCUGUUUUGUUUUGUUUUUUUUCCAAAUCAAAGCUUUAUGAAACUAAAACUCACCUUGCAUGGAGUGAGAAGUUAAAUACGCUAGCUGUGUUGUAAACAGAAAACUCUGGCUCAUCUAAACAGCUUUCUUUGUUGCACCUCAGAACAUUUAAUCCGUCAGAUAUUUACUGUAGAGUUUACAGUGUCGAUGAAUGAGUCCGAGCUGUAAAAUCGCUGUAAGUUGUUAAGAUCACUUUAAUUUCAUGAAUAUUCCUUGCUUUGCCCAUUAUUGACUCUUAAACUCUGGAUUAAUGGUCCCUCAAGACCACAUGCAAGCAUUUCUUUUUCAUUAUUAAGUAUUUACAGUUUAUGGAAGUCCAAUUCAAACCCCAUCAUUGAUUCAAUAGUUGUUUCUCCCUCAGUGUUUGCUGCCUGCUGACAGGGCAAAAUGAUGCUGUAAAUAAUGUUUCCAAAGGUAUACUGUAAGGUUUUGAGUUACUGUUUCUGUUCUGUUAUGUGGACGGUUCAUUCCUGUGCCACGCUCUGCGUAUGAUUUGUUUCACAAGUGUGUAUGUGUGUGUGCUGUCCCUGUUUUAUCUCUCAAAGAGGACUCAAUGAUGUUACUGCCAAAUAUAUCAGAGAGUUGAAAGGAAACCCUUUUCUGUCCUUAUUUCAUACCGGUCCUUUGGUUCUAAGUGUGGCACCCUGGUUCCUCACUGGGAUGCAGCACAUCACCCAUCUUAACAUUUACAGAGCCAAAACAGAGCAACAGAUUAAUAUUCGUGCAUAUCACUGGGUCAUGGGGUUUAGAGGUCUGUACCUUGUGAUGAUUACAACCUUGUACUGUCCGGGGUUUUUUCAUGCUGGUGGAUACUCACUAGGGAUGGGCUAUAUGGGCUAAAAAAAUUAACACGGUAAGAUUUGCCAUUCAUAAAAGUCCCUAUAAAACAUAUUAUAAUUCCAAUCUAUAUUUUUGACUCAUUUUGUCUUGAGAACACCAGUUGGAGUUGUCAAAUAAGAUACUUAACCACAAGUUUAAGUGGUAGGUUAUGGAGAAAACUAAUGACAUCAAACAAGUCUGAAAUGUGAAAUCAUUUUCAACAUUUGCUGAAAACUCUUAUUGCACAGAGUGAACAGCAGCAGAUCCACUGUCCGAUGUUAGGCAGACCUGAUUGCACUCAUCUAAAUCCUAAUCUUUAAGGAAAUCCCUUAUGUGGAGUCUCGUUCAGUAACCAGCUGCUCAGAAACGUCUUCUUCAUUACUUUAAGUUUGUUUGUUAUUCUGCUCUGUGUGGGCUAUGGCUGCAAGUCUGUCGCUCGCGCUUCUGUCAUCAACUUGCAUAUUGUAUUUAUCAUGAGAUGGCAAAUAUUUAUCAUGGAGGAUUUGUCUGACGAUAUAUCGUGAACAGUAAUUUAUCACCCAUCCUUGUUAACUACAAAAAAAUGAGGUAGUUUGUUGAAAGGGUUGGCAGCUUGAUUACUCAGCACCAGCCUGAGGUUGCCAAGAAAAAGCAGGUUGGUAAUAAGAGGCAGAAUAAGAAGUUAUGAGAUCUUUAGUAGAGCCUGCAACUGUAAUGAUUACAUCUGAUGCCCCAGUUCCUGAUCUAUAAAUAUUGUUUAGGUGCCAAGAGAAACUCUAGUGUGUCCAUGUGAGGCUGUCUCGAAAUGCCAAGAAAUCCCCAUUAACACUUCCUUUAAAAGCCUAUUUUUUACGGAAAAAUGGUUGUGGUCUCAGGAGUUAAUUUCUUUAAUCUAAAUCACUUAAAGAGGUGAAUAUCUGAAUAAUUCAUUGGGGGCAUUGCUUAAUUAGCUAGAGGCCAGGAGGCUAACCAUCUACAGCAGCUUCACCUCUUAGUUUGUAAGCUGACUGAGAGUUAGGUCUGAAAACAACUUCAAGACUCACUGGCUAAGUCAGCGACAGAUAAAAACCAUAGACUGUAUAUACUCUAGACAACUUGGUUCCGCCUACCGCCUGUAUACGGAUUUGAAGCCAAAUACCUCUCUGUAUUUCCGGGGUUUUUCCUCAUUUCCUGAAACCAGCACUGUGCAGUAGCAAUGCGUGCAUUUGGGCGCGCAGUCGCCAAGAGUCGCCGUGAUGACGCUCUGCUCAAACAACGUAUCCCCCCAGGAGAGCUACACAAUCCCUGAACGCCCAUAGGCUGUAUCAGGUGUCAAUCAAAGAGAACAUGAAUCCCCUAAUAACUGUACAGAAAAAAGAGGACUUGAGCACAAACCAGUCUUACUGUAACUACAUGUCAACAUCACAAGCAGGGGGGAGAAAAAUUUAUGUUCUGUGUAAUAAAUUUCUAAAGUUUGUCCACAGCCCCAUAAACUUUGCUGGUGGAGGCGGGAUUUAUGACCUAUACUGCAUUCCCCUCAACAAAGGGUGCUGUUCUCGGAGUGGCUUCACCUAGUGAGGAGGCAGACUCUGUCCAUUCUAUAUACAGUCUAUGAUAAAAACUUCUCUGUUAUAUGAUCAUUUGAAGUAAUUGGUUUAUGUGUAACAAUAAUUACAAAAUAAUUACAUAUUAUUGUGGUAACAGAUGAGAGGCUGAGGGGACAUACAAAGAGAGUUAUAGUUAUUGGUGAAUUAAAAUAGCGGAGCAGCUAACGUUAUAGUAAAUGGUGGGGUAGACAGGAUCUGAGGAAGUGUCAGUUUUUGGGAGAAGUCUUGAAUGUAAACACUACCCCUCCCAACCAGUUUUCCCUUCAGCUCCUCCUCUCUCCUCCCUCUCUGCUCCAGCAAGCCCCGCCCACAAACAGAAACUCAAUCAUAUCAUUUAAAUUAAUUCAGAUAUAAUGCAGACAUGUUGCUCACAGCUCUUUAAGAUUUACCAUUGAAACAGCUUCAGAACUCAGAAACCAGUGGGUGUCAUCCAUAGACUGUAUAAAGAGUGCCUCCUCGCUUGGUGAAGCCAUUCCCAAGAACAACACCCUCUGGUGAUGGGCUGCAGUAUUGGUCAUAAAUCCCGCCUCUUCCAGCAAUCCUUAUUGUAUUGUAUUGUAUUGUAUUGUGUCAAACAGCAUUUACAUCUUGAAUAGAUUUUAGGCACUAAACAGAAACUGUUUCAGGUUAGCUCCGCUGUUAUUUAGGAUGGGAAAAUGUCAUUUAACAGGAUGUUAACAUUGCCUGACAGCAGCCACUCUGACAAGGCUGCCUGCAGUCUCAGCAGACUUGAAUGGUUUCCUUGUACUGUAGCUCUUGUGAAUACAGUCGAAUCAUGUACACUCUAAAAAGAUGAUUUUCACAAGCAGCUGACACUGUAAGGAAACUGGUUGUCAGAUAUUUUCUUAAAUGCAGGCAGAUACUAUGGCCACGAUCCUCUGGAAAAUGCCAAAGAUGGUUUACAUUUUGUAACAUCCACACAUGUGCAGCAAAACUCUGACCGCUGCUUUCUGCUGGUUGUAUUUUCAGAGCUUUAAUUUAUAUUUCAGGCCACCAGUAGACUGAAGACUGAAAUGACUCCUAGUCAAAUGUCAAAAUAUUGUACAUUGUUGUCAUUGUUUGUACAGGAGCUGUUUGUAACAGUAAAUGUCUAGUCUAGUUAAAUAACAUGAAUUCUGAACACUCUCAGCCCCAUUGUAGCAGCUUCUCUGUAGACCAUAGUACAGCUCCUUUGGGGGGUAGGCAGCAGAUCCCUCCUCCAGCAGAACCACCACAGGCCCCACAGUGGAACCCCCAUCCUGUGGACCACCAGCCCACUGACAGCAGGUAGACGUUUUUGUUAAUGUUUAUGAAAAGUUCAUGACAGCUUGGAUGAGUUUGAACUGGAACAGUUGGAUCGAAGUAGUAUUUAGAUUUAGGUGUUUGAAGCACAUGUGUUUUUGAUUUUCAGUGACCGAGCUGGGGAGGAAUUUCUGAGAUGUAUUGCAGCAAACAAGCCCCUCCCAGACUACCUCAAAGGUAACAUGGCUUACAACCUGGCUGAAGCAUUUAAGUCUGCCAGUGUCCUGAAAGAAGCCAUCAAGUUGGACCCUGAGUUCCAGAAGCAUGUGACCAGGAGCAGAAGCCGAAGUCGGAGUCGUGGCAAAAGUUGGGGCAGAUCUCGAGCCAGGAGCCGUGCACGAAGCAAAAGCAGAGCACGCAGCCGAAGCAGAGGAAGGAGCAAAAGUCGCGCUCGUGCAAAGAGUCGGGCAAGGAGCAAGAGCCGGGCAAGGAGCAAAAGUAGGGCGAGAAGUAGGAGCCGGAGCCAGAGCAGAAGCAAGAACAGUCACAUACGAAGCAAGAGCCGGGCCAGGAGGUCCAAGUCACAUAGUAGCAGUAGAGAAACGAGCCGAGGCAAAGACAGGAAGAGAAAGAAGAGUCCCAGUCACAGCAGCAGCAGCAGCAGCUUUGGUAAUACUGGCAAUACCCUCGCAGGAAGUAGCCUUAUAGAAGGACUAAAACUCGUCAUGAACAGCAAAGAAAUGGAGGACCAUCUGCCAUCCUUCAAAGAUGCCAUCCUCACAGUCCAGGUAGAGUUUGCCAUUUCUUUCUCCUACAAAAUGUCUAGAUCCAGUCCAUCAAAAAUCUGUACAAAACAGAUUUUCUAUCAGUACUCUUAAUGUCGAAACUAGGAGGACACCAUAGGCUGUCUCUGUCGGGAUGGUGGUCUUAUUGAGGAAUGUUUCGAUUUGACUUAUGAGAAGUUAAAGAAUAAGUUAAGUUAUAAAAAGUUGAAGAAAUAGUGCUCAGAAAGCAGAAAUUCAGUCAGCUGUGGAAUAAUGUUAUUGCAGCGCCACAGGGAUGAAUGUUAAGUACCAUAACUUUACUCUGCAGCUAUUGAAGACGCUCUGUCAGUGUUGCGUAGCAACAAAUAGGUUUCAAUGCUAAUCAAUGUAACAUUGCAUACAAGACGCAUAUCAGCUCAGUAUCAGAAGUGUAUCGAGCACAGCUCUGCUAAAGAUAUGCCCUGAGUCUAUUUUCGCUGCUCUACGCUUCCAACAUGCUUCAAUCUACACAGAGAAGAUCAUUCUAGACAGGAUGUCAAGCAUGAAAAACCGCACGUCAUCUGGUAAAUUUCAAAAUCAAUCAAUUAAUCAAUCAAUCAAUCAAUCACUUUAUUUAUAAAGCACUUUUCAUACAUAAACUUGUAUCACAAAGUGCUGUACACAGGGGAUACAAACGGAAGGAUCAGGGGAUACAGAAUAAAAUACAAAGUACAAAAACCCCACCAACCCACCCACCCUCCAAGCCCACAUUUAACAGAGACUCUCCCACCCACCCACACAUACAGACACACGCACACACUCUCACAACCAUCGGGACACCAAGUCAGAGCUCAACAGGAAGCCACAAAGGACCAAGGAAAUGCUAUCUUAAACUAAAAUGGAAAAACACAGGAGCUGAAGCUAAACUGAUAAAACCAUGACAAGAUAUUAAAAAAUAAAAUGAAAUCAAACCAUAAUAAUAAUAAUAAUAAUAAUAAUAAUAAUAAUAAAAUUUUGUAAUAAAACUGUUUUAAAAUCAAACAACAAAAGAAAAUAAACAAAUAUUGUUCAAUUAUAAGAUAAUAAUUCUAGGACUAAAGUGGAGUAAAAUACUAAAAAGAGUAGACUAAAAGAGGCUAGAAGAAUAAAACAAAAUCAGCUAAAAGCCAGACUAAAAAGGAAGGUCUUGAGUUUGUGUUUAGAAAAUAUGAACUGUAGGUGCUGCUCUCAGUUCUUCAGGCAGACUGUUCCAAAUAAAAAAACAUAUGAGGACUCCUGACUGUUUAUAAGUUUGUGUAGAUGAUAAAUACUUCCUAGUUAUGGAUUUAUCAGUAACAGAACAAUCUGAUGGCCAAUCCCUGAUCCAUGUGGACCCCAACAGGACUUUGAACUGCUAACUCUGUCUGAAGGUAACAGCACAGCAUAAAGGAACAUAGUUUACUUUAUUAAACAUGAGUAAACCUGCAAAAACUGAAACUUUAAAAUCACAUUGCUUUUUCACAUAGAGUAAAGGCUCAGCAGUCACAGAUUAAAAUCCAAAUAAGCAGGAAAUAGACCACAGAAAGGCAAAACAACCUGCUGUGAGUAUGUUGUUUCCUCAAACACGCAUCCUGAGGGCGAUGAAGCGCGCUGCUCUACGGAGCAGAGACGCUUCUCACCAAAGAAGAGUUGGAUGUCAAAUUUGGAGGUUCUCCUGAACAUCACAUAUGGUAAUCACUCUUGCUCAAAAAAACCUACAAAUCAACAAAACAUAGUGUUUACCCCUCACCUCUGCCCAGCAUAGGGCACCUGUGUUACACAUAGAAUAUGAUUAUCAGUGUAAUGCAAAUACAAAUACAAACAUUCAACUGAGCAGAUUACUGAGAACUUUCAGCCUACUGGACUUCAGGGACUCUGUACCAUCAUCCUCUCAGAACAAAGUCAGAUUUACUCAUUCGGGAUGGAAAGCAUGAUCCCCCUGCACAUUAUUAAGAUGAGGGGAUUUCAUGUAGAUAAGUCGACAAACUACUUUAGAUCUCUUCCUUCUUUGUUUCUGACAGACAUCUUUUAUCUUCUUCUUCUUCUGUUUGUUUGGAUUUUGUUUUGUUUUUAUUCAAGUAACUUUUAUAGUUGAAUCACACUUUCAAAAAUGAGGGUCUUGAAUUUCAGAUUUUGUUGUAUUUAGUUUCUGGGAUUUUUAUUUACAUUUUAUUUAUUUUACAUUAUUAAGAGGGAAGGUGAGUGGAUAGAGAAGGUAAAUAGGAGAAAAAAUAGGCAAUGACAUGUGGAUAAGGGCCAUGAGUUGGCUGCCCUUUUCAAGACCUAAAACCCAGAUCUGUGCUGUAACCACUAAGCCUAAAACUUUGCAGACCCUGGUAUCUAAGCGUGACCCUCUCCCUUAACGAUGUGCUAAAAUCAUCUUGAAAAACUUACUUACAGGUACUGUUAGAAGAAAUCUUUGAUAAUCCAGUGAAUUGCAUUUCCACAUUUCAAACUUAGAUUUCAGAUUUUCUGCAGAAAAAGACAGUAGACCAGAGCAUAUGAUGAUUCAUGACACGAAAUAACAUACUUGUCAGGAUUUUCAUGACACUGUUUUGUUCUCUCUUUUGUGAAGGCCUCAGACGAAACCUCAAAAUCUGUGCUGGAUGUUUGCAAACAUCACCAAGAUGCCAGUCAGGAGAAUUCAACAUCGAUGGACGCCGACAGUAUGCUUCUUCCUCAUGACAGAGUGGGUGGGGACUUCUCUUGGCUCCAAACGCAGACUCAAGAGGACUACGCAGCCAAAAAAGCUGACGAGCUUGAAGAGGAAGAGUCCUUCUUAUAUGGGAAUGAAGACAUUGGGGAAAAACAAGCCAGUCAGCCUCUAUUUAGUAGCUUUGGGAAUUCACUUGAUCUGAAGCAACCCCUUCAGAUUUCUGCUCUAAACUUCGCUACAGCCAAUCUAGACAGCAGUGAGUGUGAGAAGGUCAGAAACAUAUUGAAAAGUCUGGGCUCGACAGACGUGGGGAACAUCACAGGGAAAAAAGAGGAGAAGCAGCAGGUUCCUCUGUUUUCAGCCUCAGACUCCACAAUUGCAGGUUUAGCUCUCCCGGCGCUGGCUAACCCCAAUGUUCGACAAGCUUUGGAGUCUCUGCAGUCACUGAUAAAAGGUGAGGAUCCCGAAGCUGACUUAUUAGACCUCUGUAAAAACAUGUUUUUUAGAUGUUUAUAUUAACCAGCCAUGGAUGUAGUCAGGUGGUUUUGUUUUAUUCCAGAAGCUUGAAAUGCCUGUUAAAGGGAUAUUCCAACAUAAAUUUAAGUUAAGGUCUAACACACUGUAACACUCGGUGAUCGACUUCUUGGGGCUUCCCCACAAACAAGUGGCUGCUGGAGGAGAGUAGGUGAAUUGUGUUUGGUCUCUUUGCUAAAGAAAUUAGGCAAAGCUAAGAAGAUGUUUGGUGGCUAGUACUAUGGCUGGGACCCUAUAUGUACUAUUGAUGAAGUUAGGUGCUGUUCUGAGCAUUAUUUGUGGCUAUAGAGUGGCUUUUUGGUUGAGGUUUGCACAUGGAGACGUAGACCACUGUGUAUUGCUAUUGUGCAGUGGUUUCUAAAGUUGGCAUAACUAGAGAAGCAAGCAGUCGGCAAAAUUCAUCUCUCGAGGGGGUGUCUAACUUGGUGUGAUGGUGUGUUUGACCAUAACUUAAAUUUACACUGGAAUAUCCCUUUAAAGCUCUGGCAUGCAACCCUGAAGAUACCAGCAAGGCUAAGCUACACUGAAAGUAUCACAAAGUAUACACUCCGCCCCCAGACUGCGAUGGUCCAAUCACAGCGUAGCAAACAAAAGUCGGACAUCAUGGCCGCAUCACCCGUUGAAUCCCAUGUUAUUUAAGGCUAUUUCAGAAGUUGAUUAACAAUAUAAUAUCAAGAAGAUUCGUAUUAUAUUACCACCAUGGUGAAAAGUUGCUGCUGGGGGACCUGCAACAGUGAUACUAGGUACCCAGAGCGUUUGAAUGGGGCAUUUUUUAUUCCUUUUCCGAAGCCGAAGCGUGCCUUAAAAAGGUGCAUGCUGUGGAUUAAGUAGAGAUUGCCAUUAGAUUAAUGAGCAUAUUGUGUAACAUGUCCAGUUUAAUCUGUUUCUUUUUAUCAUUUUUAGCUGUUUAUUUGUGAUAGAUUGCCAUGACAUGACUUUCACACGGAGUCAUGUUAGCUAGCAUGCUUUGCAGAAAGUAUGGGUCACUCGGUAAAGUUCAACACUCCACCACGUAAUCACAGAGCAGUAUACCACUAGUUAAAUCAUUUUCUCAUUAUGUUUAUCCAGUAACUAAGUACUUAAUAGUUGUGUAGAACUUAGCCUGCGAUACACGAACACUCCUGUCCGGUGAUACUGUCGCCGACAUAGUAAAUAACCAGGAGAUGUGGUUUCUCAUUCUUCCUUUGAGAGCGAUACACUUAAGCUUCUAUUUUGUCCGUAGAAACCUGAAUAUUGUGCACAUAUUCCUCCAGGCCUUGUUGGUUAGAUUGCUGAGAGAUAUUUGAGCUUUUCCUCAAAAAUUCAUCAAUCAAAACAUCAGGUACAGCCUUUAUUUUCACAUUCAAAGUAGGGGCGCCGCCAUUGUUUUGAACGCUGGUUGUGCAAAGCUUGUCCCUGCAUAGCAACUGUAACUAUGGGGGAGAGGGGGGUGGGCGAAGCCUACCGGAAGGUGUAUGAUGAUUCAAAACUCUCUCCUCCAUAAAUUGACAGAAUGCUGUGCAGAAAAUGCUUCAGAUUACUCUUAAAUUGCUCAAAGAGAGAGUUUAGGGUUUCUUCUCCUUUGAUUUUCACAUUUGAAUCCUGAGAGACCCCUAAACUCUUCCUGAUUUCCCUUCUUGAUGCUCACCCUGCACCCCUCAGGUCAUUGCUAGAGUUACAGCAUGUUAAUCAAUCAUACUGCUUAUUCUUCCAAGUUGUCAACAUGCCAAAAGUUGAGCUGCACCAUUGAUCAUCUCUAUCUUAACUGUUUAAAAGCCUUCAGUGCGUAAGGUUUACCGUUAUGUGGCCUUUUUUUUUUUCUGCACAGCGACAAAAGAGAAACGGGCGAAGACUGAUGUUAGCGGCCAAUCUCAGAUAUCUUCUGAUAAACAAAAGGUAAAGCAUUUCUCUAAAGCAUCAAAAAUUAAACAUGAUUUUGCAUUCAGCAUGCUUGAACUCUCUCCAGUCCCACAUGUUUGAAAUAUUUUCAUACUUCCAGGUGAAAGAUAGUGAGGACUGGAAAAGAGAAAGACAAGCCAGAACGGCUAAAAUGGAAACUUUGAUGAAAGAACUAGAGGAACUGUUGAAACAGGACGGUGAGCGAACUUCUUCCAAUAACAGUUGUUUCUUCUUCUUCUUCUUCUGCUGCUUCUUUUGUGCUCUAAAAUACAUUUUGAUUGUUUUCUGCUUCCGUCUUCUCUGCAGGAAUGAGUUUUCUGACUCCAGUUAUUGGGUUUUAUUGUCAGAAGUGUGAGGAGUUCAUUGGAGAUUUAAAUGGUGCUGAAAAUCAUGCAGCCAGUCAUGGACAUAGUAACUCCAGCAGUGUAAGUCUGCCUACUGUCUCCAUGUGUAAAGAGAAGUCUUAUGUUUAUGUGAUCUAAAAUUUUUAAAGCUGGUUUAUGGAGUGAGAAUAGAGGUCUAGUGGCUAAGUCUGGCCCCAGGCAGUGAUGCAACAGGACAUGCAGGUAUAAAUGAGCUGCCUGAAAAGAGAGACAUGGCCUGAUAAGUCUGAAACAGACUAGUUUUUAUAGUUUUGGACAGCUUCUUUAUAUAUGCAUCAAACUCAAGUGGAGGAUCUCGAGUUACACCUAAAUAUUUAAACUCAUUUACCACCUCAAUUUCUUCACCAUGGAAAGUGAUGUGAAAUUUCUCCAGGGCUUUCUUUCUUCUUGAGAAGCACAUUGAUACUGUUUUUUUUUUUGUGAUUAAGUGAUUCCUUUGUACCCGUGGAUCUAAAGUUCUGAGCCCUCCCCAUAAGUACAGAGUCUUGUUAAAAAUACCCUCCAUGUUGUUUUCUGAAGCCAUUUUUGCCACACUGUCAACAGGAAGAAGGGAAAUCUUCAACUUUCUAACUGAGCUGGACUCCAGAUUGAUUUGAUAUGUGCAGCUGGUUGUCUGCGGCAUUGUUCUUGCUAUUCAGAACUAAUAACCACCAUCGCAUAACAUAAAGGCUGGGGAAAAAGUCUUAAGAACAGGAUCAGUGAGGAAAUAAGAGGUACUGCUUAGGCAACUGGAGUCACCAAGACCAGUAAGGAUUUCCUGAAAGCCAGAGCUACCCUUUUUUUGUUUGUUUGUUUUGACAUUUGCAACAGUGCCUCAUGAUUUUCCAUCCACAUUCAGGACAAACUUUAUUUUCACUUUUGCCCGAUACAUAUAACGCAUAUUAACGUGGCUCAUAAAGUACAAUAACUCAUUACUAGAGUCUUGAUCCCCUCUGACCUCUGAACUGUUUGUAUGUCUGUGUUUUAAAGCAGAAAAGCCAGCUGGACAAGCUUGCAGGAAACGACACAGAUCGACACUCGCACUAUCCAAGCAGCAGCAGCAACAACCAACACUCGCACCUCUCAGACAGAAGAGAUCACAGAGACCAGGGUUACCUCAGAGAUACAGGAGACCACAGGAAUCCCAGAGACCACCCACGACACUGGACAGGUGAGAACCCCCACAGGAGCCAACAUGAUCCGGAGCACAGGAGCCACAGGGCUGGAUCGGGAAGUAUAUCCCUGAAAGAGGAGAUGAGGAAAGAAAGGUUGCUAAUAACGGUGUCCCAAGGACUGACUCCUCCUCCAAAGCUCAAGAUGACAGAGGAGAUGGACAAGGUCAAAGCGGAAAACACAGACAGCAAGGUGGAAUUAUCGAAGGAAGGCCAAGAGAGAAAUAAAAAUGUAAAAGAUGAAAGCAGUGAUAAUAGUGGCUCUGAAAAAGAAGUAAAAUCAAAAACAAAAUCAUCAAAAAAGAAAAAAAAGAAGGAGAAAAAAAAGAAGAAGGACAAGGGGAAAAAGUCCUGA
Molecule: messenger RNA, 18878 nt
Organism: Xyrichtys novacula (pearly razorfish)
Lineage: Eukaryota; Metazoa; Chordata; Actinopteri; Labriformes; Labridae
Source: the annotation of a GenBank genome assembly